Molecule: messenger RNA, 2550 nt
Organism: Lolium rigidum
Lineage: Eukaryota; Viridiplantae; Streptophyta; Magnoliopsida; Poales; Poaceae
Product: protein FAR1-RELATED SEQUENCE 7-like
Exons: 2
Coding region: 67-2244 (725 amino acids)
Biological process (GO): regulation of DNA-templated transcription
Molecular function (GO): zinc ion binding
Source: RefSeq, a predicted model, not a curated record
AUCGCGUCCCUGCCCGCUGCCCGAACCCCGCUCCGCCGCAAUUUCGGGCCAUUGGUCUCCGAGGUCAUGGUGAGCACCAACUCCGAGGGCGGCAACGGGGGCGUGGACCCGAUGCGCGUCGACGAGAACGGCGUCAUCGUCCUCACCGCAGACCAGCGCAACGGAGCCGCGCCGCACGCCGCUGCUGGCCACGUCCACGAUGCGGCCAUGGACGAAAUACAGGGGGCGGUAUGCAUGUCCUGCACCAAAUCGAGGAUGAAAGGCGCGGAGGACGCCGACGCCGAGGAGGCCGCGACGGUGCAGGGCAGCAAGGAGGGCGCCGAGGAGCUGCUCCUCAAGGUGGUGCUCAGCGAGGAGGAGGCCUACAGGCUGUACUGCGACUACGGGCACCGCACGGGGUUCAGCGUCCGCAAGGGGAAGCAGUCCUACUUCACCGGCACCAAGCGGGUCAGGACCAAGGACUACUUCUGCUCCAAGGAGGGGCUCAAGGAAGCCGAGAAGCUCACCGAUGAGAACUUCAACGACCCGCACACCAGGACCAAUUGCAGGGCCAUGGUUCGCUUCAGGGUGAACGGCCAGGGCGAGUGGAAGGUCAUCCGGCUCGUGUCUGAUCACAACCACAAUCUGGCAAAACCUGAAGAACGCCACCUUCUGCGCUCUGCCAGGUCGCUUAUAGCCGGGAGGUCGUGUUCUACUGCGGAUGCGGUGCUGUAUGGUGGGUACCAGCAGGUAGGGGGCACACCGUCCCAGAUGGCUGUAAGCACUAGCGUGACCAACAAUGCAGAGAAUCCGAGGCCAGAUAUGGUCCCUGGUUUUAGCGGCGUAACAAGAACAGCAACCAUAGGGACUGGAGACUUGCAGAUCCUUGUAAACCAUCUGAAGAGCAGGGCAAAUGUAGACGGGAUGUUUUACUGGGAUGUUCAGAUUGACCGAGAUGGUCGGAUGACUAAUUUCUUUUGGCGUGAUGGUAGGAGCCGGACGGACUAUGACUGCUUCGGUGAUGUGGUUGUGUUUGAUGCAACUUAUCGCUUAAGCAAGCAGAACUUGAUCUGUGCGCCUUUUGUUGGUGUGAACCACCACUGGCAGACCACUAUGUUUGGCUGCGCACUAUUAGUGGAUGAGUCUGUGUCAUCUUUCACGUGGCUGUUCAAGUCCUUCUUGGAGGCAAUGGGGAACCGGCAUCCUCGAACUAUCUUCACCAAUCAAGACCAAGUCAUGUCAAAAGCAAUCGAGGAGGUGUUUCCAAAUACAUGCCACCGCAUUGCUCAUUGGCACAUUCAGAAGAAUGCUGCUUCUCGCCUUGGUUCACUUAAUGGUUCGAAAGCAUUUAAUAAGGUGUUCACCAAGUGUACGCAAGGAUGCAACUCAGAAGCAGAGUUCGAGGAAGCAUGGGCUGCGAUGCUCCGUGAGUUUAAGGUGCAGGAUAACAAGUGGCUGAACAAACUUUAUAAGCUCAAGCAGAAGUGGUGCGGUGCUCUUAACAAGUGCAAUUUUGAUGGUGGGGUCGAAAACGAGCCACAGUUUGACAUUUUGAGCAACAUAUUCACUUCCAUUGCCGAUAAAUUUACUUCUCUUUCCACGGUUAUUGUUCUUGUGGAUAAGCUGACUGAUGAUUGGCGUGAAAGAGAGUUUGAUGAGGAUAUGCGGUGUUCCCAAAGGCCACCUAUUUGUAUCAUAAAGCACAGUGAUAUUUUGAAUCAUGCAGCAAAAGUUUAUACACACAGAAUCUACAAGUUAUUCGAGACAUAUUUUCUUGAUGGGUGUGGUGCCACAAAAUUCAAGGAGCUUCAGUGUGAAGACAGUGACACAUAUCGGUUUGAGAUGACCAUGCAAGGUAGGGGGUCACGAGUCUGCACAGUUCAUUUGAAUAAGUCUACAAUGCAACUCACUUGCAGCUGCAGUCAGUUUGAGACAAUGGGUUUACUUUGUCCACAUACUCUAAAAGCUCUUAGUAUCAAGAAUGUGUGCAAAAUUCCAGAAAUGUAUAUACUCAAGCGGUGGACCAGAGAUGCCAAGCAGUGGAUUUUUAAUCCAAAGCAAUAUGAAUCAUCAUAUCAGGAAUGUAUGGAUGACGAGGCUGCGUACUGCAACCAUGCUAUGAGGUAUGCUUAUGACCUUGUGAUGAAGAGCCAGGGGCAGGAGGAAUUGAGAAGGUCUCUUUGGGAGACUCUCGAGAGUGGAGAAAAAGAAUUGGAGAAAUACCUAGAAAAUGUUACCCAGUAUGCAGAAUCUUAUGCCACUUGAAAGAAGCAUCAGUUAAGCUUUUUAGUGUUCUGCUAGGAAGCAAGACAUACUUAAAUGGUAACUGGCUUGCUACAGCAUGUGCACAUACUUCCUUUUAUGCUGACUCAAACUGUAAUCUAAGAAUGAAAAUGAAAAUUUGCGAAACAAGAUAAAAGUUUGACUAGUCAUCAUUCUUUACUCUUGAUAGUUAUCACUGUAAUUCCAUGUGCUUUACUUGAUACUGCUAUUUUUGGUUUCACACUGUUUGUCAAUUAGCAUGAAUGUGUGAUGUUUACUAAAUUUAAUUUCACUAGUCAUCAUUCUUUA